Messenger RNA from Athene cunicularia (burrowing owl), 6395 nucleotides. RefSeq lists its product as uncharacterized. The record is from RefSeq and is a predicted model, not a curated record. Gene Ontology annotation, biological process: actin cytoskeleton organization; muscle cell development. The coding region runs from base 1 to 6072 and encodes 2023 amino acids. NCBI's taxonomy places the organism in Eukaryota, Metazoa, Chordata, Aves, Strigiformes, Strigidae. Gene Ontology annotation, molecular function: phospholipid binding; actin filament binding. The transcript is spliced from 34 exons. Gene Ontology annotation, cellular component: cortical actin cytoskeleton; cell projection; cell junction.
AUGGGUGGGAGUGGAGGGCAGCCUGGAGCUCUGGACCCUGGAAGGGACCACAUGAGGCCAGGCACGGCCUCACAAGAGCUGCCGCUUCCUCCGGCACGCAGGCGGCUCCUUGCUGGGCGGCUGGAGUCUGCGCAGCCCAAGGGGCAUCGCAACGAGGACUCCCCUCUUUCAUAUAAGUCCCACGCACCUCUCCUACUGGAGCUGGGCUCCAUUAAGGAUAAGGUCUUUGUCAGGAAGGAUGUGGAUGCGGAGGACAAGCAGCAGGAGGCUGGGAGUCCCCGGGCUGGUGUUUUCUGCUCUCCAGUGGACAGAGGUUCCCCCUUCUAUGCGCUGGCAGGAUCCCCAGUGUCAUCACCCCGGAAAGAGACCCCCAAGGGCAAAGAGCCGGUCGUGGCGCCAAGAUGCAGUGGGCGAAGCGGCACGGGAGCAGUCCCCCUCCUCGACCUGAGCCCUCUGGUAGCCCAGUUCAACCGGGAGAUGAUGCAGGCAGAGAGCUGGGUGCGAGGCAAGCUGCGGGACCUGAAGGAUGGCUGUGACCUCCAGGACUGGGAGGAGGUGGCUCAAACCCUACAGCGGGAUAUGAAGGAUUUUGAGAACACGCUGAUAAAGCUCAACCAGAUGGGUGAGCAACUGAUGUGGCGGGCAAGCCCCAGCGCUGAGGCAGUGCGGCGGCAGCUGCUGGCCCUGCGGGACCAGUGGAAGCUCCUGAAGCAGACGGCCGCCAGCCAGAGCAAAGCCCUGGGGGGGCUGCGGAGCCUGCAGGACUUCAACAAGAAAGCUGAGCAGCUGGAGGCAUGGAUCAGGCACAAGGAGGAGAAGCCCUCCCUGGCAGCCCUCCUGCAGGAAAGCCCAGACAAGAUCCAGCUCACCCGCCGCAUUCUUGACUUGAAGCAGGAAGAGCAGCAGUUCCAGAGUCUGCACAAAGAGCUGAAUAGCCUGGCCCAGAAGCUGGAGAAACAAGGCAAAAGUGAGAGCAGGAGCAUCUCAGCCCGGCGCAAGCACCUCAACAAAACGUGGCUGCGGCUGCAGGGGACCCUGAAGGAGCACCAUGAGGCUCUGCAGCUGGCUCUGGAGGUGGCUGCCUUCCUCCAGCAAGCAGAUACCCUGCUCGGGGCCAUCCACACCAAGCAGAGGAGCAUCUGCGGUGUAGGGAAGCCAGGAGAGGGCGAUCCAUGCCGGGAUCGGGAUGUCAGGGACUUAGCCAGCCAGGUGAUGAUGCUGGAUGUGACCGUGUCCCAGCUCCUCAGCCUGCAGCCCAGCCUGGCAGCCCGAGUCACCCCCAAGCACCGAGACAUCAAGGAGAGCUGGGCACAGCUCCAGCAGGUGCUGAGGACAGAGAAGGCUCCAGCGCUGGGAAGCAGUUCCCUGGCAGGCGAAGCUGUGGCUCCAAAUGUGGCACCCCAAGGAGACGAUAGUGGCCGUGGAGCCAUAGGAAAGGAAGCAAAAGACAAAUGGGUGAGAGGUCCUGGGAGCAUGGUGCUGAAGGACAUGCCGGGGAAGAUGGUGGAGCACAGGACAGGCAAGGAGAGCAGCCCUGGCUCCCCAGCGGCAGGGCAGCCUCUUCAUGGUGGGGACAGCAAAAGAAGGAGAAGAGAGGCAGAGUCUGAGUGGGGGAUACAGCAGCCAGACGCCCGGGUACAGGACGUCUGUCGGGCAGCGAACACGCAGACUGUGUCCCUGCCAAAGGAUAGCAUGGGUCCUGGAGUCCCCCCGUGUCCAGCAGAGGAUGUUGAGAGCCUGGAGGCAGCACAGACGCAGCGGGAUCCCCUGGACCUCGGCACCAGGGCUGUGCUCCAGGGGGGGCCGAUGCUGAUGGGGCCCACGGGGAGCCCACAGGUAGAGACCAUGCUGCGGGAGCUGGGGGAGCUGUGGGAGGACCUGCAGAGGAAGCACCAGGAGAACGGCGCUGUGCUGCGGGAAAUUGAUAAGUCACUGAAGCUGGUGGGGGAGCUGGACCGGGCCGAGCGGUGGCUGCAGUCUGUGGCUGGGUCACUCUUGGAGCCAGCCGCCAUGAGAAGCCCGGUGGAGCUGCGGCAGGACCUGGAGGAGACGGGCCAGCUGGAGAGGCAGCUGGUGCUGUGCGGCCUCAAGCUCCAGGCACUGCGGGAGGAGGCAGCGGGCAAGCCACCUGCCGAGCAUGAGGGAGCAAGGAAGAUGCAGAGGAAGGUGGAGAUGGUGGAGGAGAAGUUGGCACACGUGCAGGCAGCCUUGCGGCGCCGGGCAGCAGACCUGCGUGACUCCCUAGUGCUGUCUGAGUUCCUGCAGGACUUGCAAGAGGAGGAGGCACGGAGCCAGCAGGAACCUGCAGUGCCAGGGAGCAGCCAUUGCAGCUUGCAGGGGUCUUUUCCCCUGCUCUCAGCCCAGGCCGGGCAGCUGCUGAGCAGCGAGGACAUGAGCCACCCUUUGGGAGAGCUGCAGGAGGCCGUGGAGAUGCUGAACGAUGCAGUGAAGGAGAGGGAACGGGUCAUGGAGGUGGCUGCAGAGACAGAGAGCCUGGAGCGCCUGGUGGCAGAGGUGUCCCCACGCCUGGAGGCCCUUCGAUGCAGAGCCGAGGCUCUGGCUAGAGACACUGCCCAAGCAGAAAGUGGCUUCACCACAGUGAAGAGCGAGAAGGACCUCCAGGGGCUGCAGGGCUUGCUAAACCGGCAGCAGGAGAUGGAGCGUGCAGUGUCAGAGACCCUGCAGGGGCAGCUGGAGGAGCUGGAGAGGGCAGCUGCCCGCUUGCAAGAGCUCUGCCCUGCUCGGCUGUGUCCCGUCAGCCAGGAGGUGCAGGGGACGUUGCAGGCCUGGGCAGGGCUGCAGGACUUGCUGCGGGAGACCCGGGUCCAUGUGCAGCAGGCCAGCCAGCUGCGGCACUUCUUCAAGGAUUACUUAGCCAUGAUCUCCUGGACGGAGGACACACGGGCUCAGAUCUUCUCUGAAAGUCCAAGCAGCCAUGGCCUCUUGGAGACUCCGUGUGAGGAGCUGGAGAGGAGGAUUGAAGGGAAGAUCAAGGAAUUUGAGGCACUGGCAGCAUCGGGGAAGCAGCUGGUGUCUGAGGAGCACUACCUGAGCGCAACAAUAAAGGAGCGCUUGGAGGAGCUACAGAGCAUGCUGGGCUGGGUGCUGGUGCGCUGGAGAGCACAGAGGCACCAGCGGGACCCAAGGAGCAAGCAGGAGGACAGAAGGGUCCUGGAGAGCCCAUCAGACACGUCCUCCACUGGCCAAGACCAGCAUGCCUCAUGUGCUCAGCCCCAUCUGGAGAACAUCCACAGCCCAGUGGAGUUCACCCCCUGCUCCCUCCUCGAGCCCAUGCAAAGAUCAGAGCCACAGCUGCCAGCAGGAAUGGCCAUGUCCUCGCCGGCAUCACCCCUCUCAGAUGCCCCAUCGGGAGUGGAGCAGAGCUGGGGGGACCCCAGCAGCUCAACACCCCACAGUGUGGGACCUCACAAAGAGACUGUCAUCUGGGAUCCUGCUGAAACCUCCACGCUGCUGCUGCCACCGCGGGGCCCUGGCGGGCUGGGGGGGACAGUCAACCUCAUCCUCAGUAUCGGCAAGAAGGGCGAGAAGAAGAAGGUGCAACCGGUGGCUGGCAGCGAGCAGCCAGGGCAGGAGAUGCUGCGGACGGCACAGGUGGAGGCCGGCAAAACCUCCAGCACCAAGCGGCCACCUGCCCACCGCCCUCCGGCAUCCAGUGGCGGGAUACCACCUGCCUCCCACACCCUGCCCAAGGCUGGGGCCGGCUCCCUCUUCAACAGUCUGCAGCGGCGCGAGCGGGCUGAGCAGGCCCGUCUGCUGACACUGCAGGGCAUCAUGGGCACCGGCUCCCUGCAGCCCACGCCCGAGGAGCACCAUGGCCCCAGCAACACGUGGCCUCAGAAGUGUGGCCGGAGGAAGGGGGAGCCGGGGGCAGCCACGGCUGGACCCCCACUCGGGGAGUUGCUGCUCUACGUCAGAAACCCACUGGUGCGGGAUAUCGAUGCUGAGUGCGGGGUGGCCCCUCGGGACCCCCACCUCCCUGACCUGAAAACCAUGUGCCCACGCCUUUCCCUGGGCUCCGUGCUCAGCCUGGACCUACCCCAGGACACAGUGGUCCUGGGCUGCCACCGAGGGGCUGCAACAUGGUGGGAAGAGGCGGAGGGGCAGGAGCAGAGGCAGGGCAGGGGGGUGAGGCCACAGGAGCCCACAGGCAAGCGUGGGGCUGGAUGGCAGGAGGAGGUAGAUGUGGAUGGGCACAGUCCCCAGGGGCCCAGCAAGGGGCUGGGGAUGUCCCCUAAAAGUGAGCAAGGAACAUGGUUCGAGGAGGUGAGCUUCAACCCCAGCUACAGCCAGCAAAAGGCACACUGUGCUGGGGAGGAGCACUGGAGCUCGCAGUGCCCUGGCAGCGCUGGUAAAGACCUCCCGGACUUCAGGCCAAGCCAGCCAUCCCGUGUCAGUGUACUGCAUGAGAGGGUGGGGAAGGAGGGGGGCAAGCUGGUUGCCCGGCUGGGCCAGGAUGGCAGCCCCAGCAGGGCCAAGCAUCGUGAAGCAGCAUGGCUAGAGGUCGGGCCAUCCCCUGCCAGCAUCCCUGUAAGGGCAGGAGCUGUUGCCACCACUGCCUGUGCACAAUGGGCAGCCAGCAGUGGCCAGCCCGGAGGGUCCCUGGCUUCCCCACCCACCCCCAACCAGCGCUCUGUUUUUGAGUGGGCUCUGGGGUCCCCCCAGGCCCCCAGCCCCGUGUUGGGCUCUGGGGAGGUUUGCCACCCUGCCCACAGGCAGUUUGAGGAAGAGGAGGAGGAGCUGCAGGCCAUCUGGGAUGGGGUGGGCAAGCAGCGGGCACCCAGCCUGCCAGCAGGCAGCCAUGCCCACCACCGGCCAGGGAGUGGGGCAGGCAGCCUGCCCAGCCCUGAUGCCAGUGCCAGCGGGCCUCUCAUCCUGUCGUCUGCCAACAAUGUGCUAGUGGCCAAGUUCACCCUCCCCACUGCUGCCCGGCUCCUCCACAGCCCAUCUGGAGAGAAGAGCCCCGGUGCGGGGCACAGCAGUGGUGGCAGCCCCAGCAGACAUGAGGUGUCCCCCUGCGUGGAGGCACCAGUGUCCGCAACCCCCUUGGAUGGCCCUGGCACCUGGGAUCAGCAGAAGCAUGGGGAAGAGGAGAGAGAGGGCAGCAAGGGCCCUCCUAGUAAGACGGAGUUUCAGAUGAUGGAGGGGACGCUGGAAAGGAAGCACGUGUUGCAGACAGGAGGGAGGAAGGCCAACUGCCGGGCCUGGAGCCUCUUUCACGCCGUACUGAUGCGGCAGACACUGUGCUUCUACCAGGACCGCAGGGACAGCCUCAAGAGCUCUGUGGUGGCUCUUCCCCUGAACCUCUCUGGAGCAGUCUGCACCCCAGAUGCCGAAUACACCAAGAAGACCAACUGCUUCAGGCUUCAGCUGCGGGAUGGCUCUGAGUACCUCCUGAGGGCCCCCUCCCAGCCCCUCAUGAAUGAAUGGGUCUCCAAGCUGCAGCAAAACUCAGGUUUCCCCGAAGUGGACUACUUCCAGGCGGCAGCACAGCAUGUCGAGGGCACCGGCAGUGCUGGGGGUUUCAGCAAGGUCUCCAGCCCUGGGAGCUCCCACCUCCAGGGACAUCAUCAGGUUGCAACCAAGAGCCAGGAGAUCGUGGUGCUACCCCGCUCAAAAGCCUGGCUGCAGCGGCCUCUGGGCAGCCAGGAUGGCUCAGUCGAUGAGGCUGUGGCAUCAGCAGAGGAUGCUCCUAGGGCCGGGCACAGGCAGCAGCAGUGGUCACCCAGGGGGUCCCCCGGGAUAUGGGACAACAGCUGCCAUGAAGACGACUACGGGUUCGUGGCCAACAAGAGGAGGUCCUACUCCUUCACCUCAGCCACCUACCAGAAGAUUGCCCCAGUGGCUGUGCCCAAGGAGUCUCUGGAAGCCGGGAGCAGCUACUCAGUCACACUCUACAUUGGCGAGCAAGCACCGGCCGUGCCCCGGGCACGCUGCCACUCCUUUGUGGCCCAGCCGGGGAGCCCACGGGACACACUGGGAGAGAAGACCCCUGGCCCCCCUCGUCCCAAGAACAAAUCUGUCUUCAAGAAGUUCUUCGGAAAGAAGGAGUGAGCCCCAGCCAAGUGGAAGAAAAGCCCUAGCCUGUCCUUUAUUCUCCUCUUGGGUGCCAUCCUGGCAUGGUCUCUACACCCAGCACCAGCUCACCGCUCGCUGCCUCCCUGGGGGGUGAGAGGCUGCAGCAAGGGCUCUGCUCCAGCUGGCCCUGGGGCUGCACCGCACCCCAGCCGCUGCAGCCCCCGGCCUCAGCCUGGCGCUGAGCACCCCUCCUGCUGCCCUCCAGGUGCUGUCCCUGGGUGCUGCUGGCUCCCUAGGUGUCCUGCCGACAUGCAGCACAAGCAGGGGUGGGGUGGAAUGGUUGUUUUUAUUAAAAAACA